Pelodiscus sinensis (Chinese soft-shelled turtle) is the source of this 4811-nucleotide messenger RNA. NCBI's taxonomy places the organism in Eukaryota, Metazoa, Chordata, Testudines, Trionychidae. The record is from RefSeq and is a predicted model, not a curated record.
GAGAAGAGAAGGAAACAUACUUUAAAUUGUCCUGCCCCACCCAUGGCACGAGGAGGCUUCGGUGAAUUAAUAUAAGUUUUGAGCUGCCUUGAGGAUGGUGCCAUAGAAAUUGAGCUUAGUUCCCCAACUGUUGGAAUAUAGGAUACCUUCCCCCCCACCUCUACUCCCACCCUCAAAUGUAUUGCACCCAUACUAACCCUCAGCGGGCAGGAUUAUGCUCAUACAUUAUUCACCAGAAUUUAAAUUAACACUGCCAAUUCCAAUAAUUAUUUACCCUGCUGUAACUGUAGAUGAUAGGGAACAUUCUUUCUUUCAAACAAAAAACCAUAUUGUGGAAGAGAGAAAGCUACUGACUUUAAAAAGAGAGGGGAACACUCUGGUCUCACCUACCUCCAUUUCCCUACUUUCCUUAGCUUUGUGAUUUCAAAACAUAGACCUUAACAGGAAAUUCAUUGAGGAAGUAUAAAUUUUUAAGUAAAUGUUUGGUCAUCCCUAAGAAGGGCUGAUCAUAAGCACCUGCUGACCGGACCCAUUUCCCACCUGAAACAAGGUUUAAACUGGAUUUAGUUUCCACCGUCUUGGUGGUGUGGAUACUGUUCUGAAGGGACUGUGUAGCCAGAUUUUGAGUCAGUUCUGGCCUCCCACCUGUCUUUCAACUAGCAUAAAAAUGAACAUUUCCCUUCCUCCGCCUGUGCUAUUGGGCAUUUGAUGUUCUUUUUGAGGCCUGUUUGCUUGAAUAACACGAGAGAUGGUAAAAGCGGCGAGGAGUCCUGUGGCACCUUAUAGACUAACUGAAGUGUAGGAGCAUAAGCUUUCAUGGGCAAAGACCCACUUCAUCAGAUGCAACGAGAGAUGGUAGGAUCUUACAUGCUUACUUUCUGUACCUCAGAAUAUUAUUGGGAGCAUGAUAUGCCUGUUUCUUGGCUUCACUCUGUGUGAUGAGGCCAAGCACAUGCAGGUAGUUCUUAACAUAGGGUUAAUUGACCUAAAUAAAUCAAAAUCAGAUGUGCAUUCUUGAGUGGAACUCAGAGGCUUGGAUAUUCUUUCCCUCUUGCUGGUACAUCUGAGUGAGUUCAGCAGCUUGUGUAUUUUGGCACUCAGGCCUGACCAGGAACAGAAGGCAAACUGUUUGGCUUGUUUUGUCUGUCUCAUGGAUCUGUCUUGCAGUCCUGUUUCAUUUUUACACUUCAGUGGCAUGUCAGGAGGGAAGCAGAUAUUAAACACUGUGUUUACAUGUUGUGGUGUUAAGUCACGUUCCAGUAAUUACAGCUGCUAAUAGCAAUGACAUCCUGGGUACCAUCUCUUGGAGUUGGAAGUAUUCUCGAUUGGAGUGGCUACUUUGUCUAGAAGAGCUUUCUACAGGAUGGAACAAGAUUCAAAGUCCUGUGGGUGAUGAUUGCAUAUUGAUAAGUUGUUGCUUAUUUCCUUUUAUUUCACAGUCAGCAGGAGGGAGAAAAUGAAAGCAGGCUGCAGCAUUGUGGAUAAGCCAGAAGGAGCAGGAGGCUAUCACUUCCCGGAAUGGGCCUACAAAACUGAAUCGAGCCCUGGCUCCCGUCAGAUCCAGCUGUGGCACUUCAUUCUGGAGCUGCUGCAGAAGGAGGAGUUCCGCCACGUCAUCGCCUGGCAGCAGGGCGAAUACGGGGAAUUUGUGAUCAAGGAUCCAGAUGAAGUGGCCCGUCUGUGGGGCCGGAGGAAAUGCAAACCGCAGAUGAACUACGACAAGCUGAGCCGGGCCCUCAGAUAUCACUAUAACAAGAGGAUUCUUCACAAGACAAAAGGCAAAAGGUUUACCUACAAGUUCAACUUCAACAAGCUGGUGAUGCCCAACUAUCCGUUUAUUAAUAUCCGGCCCAAUGGUGGUGUCCCACAGAGCGCCCCGCCUGUCCCCACUUCCUCCCGCUUCCAUUUCCCACCCUUGGACAGCCACUCUCCCACCGAGGAUGCCCAGCCCAGCCGGUUCUCCAGCGGAUCUCUGCUGCCUUCCAGCCAGGAGCCUCUGAACGACAGCGGGGACAGGAAGCCCGACAUGCCAGAGCUGGAGGACGUCUCGUCUGACUGGCGACGUGGGGUGGAUCUCAUGGCUGCUCGGAACGCGGUGGGCGCCAGCAGCAUCAAUAAUCAGAAACGCAAGCCGGAGGUCAUGCUGCCUCUCUUCACAAGGCCUGGGCUCUACCCGGAUCCACACAGCCCUUUCGCCGUGUCUCCUCUGCCAGGGCGUGGUGGGGUCUUAAAUGUCCCCAUCUCACCGGCGCUGUCCCUGACUCCAACCCUCUUCUCCUACAGCCCCUCGCCCGGUCUCAGCCCCUUCACAGGGAGCAGCUGCUUCUCUUUCAACCCUGAGGAAAUGAAACACUACCUGCAUUCACAAGCCUGCUCGGUCUUCAACUACCACCUGAGCCCGCGGACUUUCCCUCGCUAUCCGGGGCUCAUGGUUCCACCACUACAGUGCCAGAUGCAUCCCGAAGAGCAGCCCCAGUUCCCGAUCAAGCUGCAGCCCCCUCCGGUGGGGCGUAAGAACAGAGAGAGACUGGAAAGCACUGGAGAGGCGGCUGCCCCUCAGCUAGCUCCUGCUUCCCCCCGAGUGAAGGUUGAGCCCAUGGUGGAGAAGGAGCCUGAGAGUGAAGAGCCACCAGCCAAAGGGAAGGACAAAAGUGAGAAAGAGGAAGGGCCUGGCAUGGAAAUGCCAAACACCAGCCUGGAAGGGGGGCGAGGGGCUAUAUUUGCCAGGCCAGCUGCCCCGUCCUGGCCCUCAGCACCACCAGCACCGACCCCAAUGAACCUCCCCCCUGAAGAAUCCCAGGGGCAAGUGGAAGGAGGUGGAGAGAAGCCAUCCAGAGAGCCAGCGGGAGACCCCGGGGCGCAGGAAAAGAGAGAGGAUGCCCUGAUGCCGCCGAAACUGCGUCUCAAACGUCGUUGGAACGGUGACCGGCAGGCAGACGCCCCGGAGGAGCACCAGAAUGGGAAGCUCCACUGGAACGGCAUGCUGGGGGCCCCGCACCUCAUCCCUGCGCCCAAGGCAGUGACAGCCACGGCUGCGUCGGACACCUAGGAACGAACUGGAAAGCGCUACAGUCCCUAUGUACCAGAAUCCAUGUAUUUAUGUAGCAAGGUUGCGUGGUGGGGGAGGGGGCGGGGAGGGAGACUACAAUGGUUUGAUAAUUCUAGAAACUAGGAUUUGGGGGAGGGGGGGUGUCGGGUCAUUUUAAUUGGUUUACUCGCAGGUGAGACUCCGCUUGUCCUAGCUAGGAGAGAGGUGCUAACUCUUCUGUGCAUGAGGUGGAGACCUUGCAUAAACUUCAGACAGACCAAGCCACCCUCUCCAGCGAGGCUUUUAUGAACUCCUAAUCAACUUUGUUCUCUAGUAUUUAUAGAAGCAGGAAUCUGAAUAGAGUUCCUUUUUAUGGAGUCAGGUGCAGCGACGGAAAAAGAUCUAACAGUUCCGUCUGAGGUGCGACUCUCGCGCGGCAUCAUGAGCCGCCGCUCUUUCCAGCGGCUUUGGCAGCCGGGAAUGUUGCACUGUCUUUCAAUUGAAACCGAGCUUGCAGAAAGACAAACACACAGAAACAACACAGCUUGGCACCCGGAGGAGGAAGCUGCUGAAAACUCAGCAGUCGGUAGUUUUUGAGUCAAGCUGUACUUCUGACAAACAACUCAUUAGGACUUGAAGACGCAAUGGUCGUUCUUUCAGCCUUCUUGAAAUAUUGAAAAAGCCAUGAGCAAUUGUCAAACCUUUCAGGGAAGGAAGGUCGUGGGGUGGGGGAAAAUAACCUAAUGCCUUUAAUAGAAUGCAUUAAGAUGUACCCUAGUUUUUUUUUUUUUCCUAAUAGUAUGGGUGGGGUGGGGAUGUGAUUGGAAGAUUAACCCUCUAAUUUGAUUGUGGUGAGUUCAUAGAAAAGGAAUGAGGAGAGCUUUGUUCAAUCUACUCCUUGUAUUGUUUGGUUCCCCUAUCACUUUGAGUCAUGCCUUAACUAUAUAGAUACACUUUAUGUGAUCAGGGCCUGUUGACAGAAGAAGCUUGUAUCUCGACUGAGGCUGGGUUUCCAUUUGGUGUUGGGGGCUGUCUUGCUUCCCAUGCCAUGGGGAGGAAAAUGGUUGGAUGGAUUGCGAUGGGUGUGGAUAUAAAGGAUUGUGGGGAGGGACGAGAGUAGCUCAGGGAGGCACUGAAGACGGUGUUCUGGUGGGUGCGAGAGAAGUUCUGGGGUGAGUUUGAGAGGCGAGCAGGUGCUGGAAAGCAUGGCGGUGCUCUGAGUCAUGAUGGUGGCGACUCAGACCUGGCUUUGUAAAUCUUGCCACAGUAUUUGCGAUCAGCCUGCCGGUCCCCUGGAUAGCUGUGUGUCUCAUUAGAUUAAUUGGCCUGGGCUUCAGAUUACACUGAGGAACGUGAUUCUUUCCUGUUGCUUUGGGACUAAUUUCUAAUGAUUCCUUGAAAGGAACUGAACGAUUGAUCUCUGCAGGGAUGAAGUUGUAUCUCUAGUAUUGUCAUGUAUUCCUGCAAGUCUAGCAGGCAGUCUCCUUUAAUAGAGAGCUUCGCAACGCUAAGGCAGGGGCAGUGUGUGAAUGAGUAGAGUAUUACUUGUGUAUGCUAUCAGGCAACUCUAACCCUGGACUGCAUGGUUAAGAGAGCAGCUAGCCUGCUAAGCGUGUGGCCAGUAAGUUGUUAACCUGACCGGCGUGAGGUAAAAUAGUGUACGUCGUUCCAGGAGCAGUCUUAGAAGUGCUGCUUUGUAUGGUAACUGCUGCCUGAGAGCUGGUGGCAGGAUCGUGUCACCCCUGGGUUGCAGAAGAGGUGGUCUGCUUACUGGGGGUAGCUC